CUGUUUAUCAAUCUAGAAAAGUCGGUGCAUUUUGUUAUUUUCAGUGUGCCUUUUUCGCUUGUUACCAAAAUAGAAUAUUAUAAAUAACAGUUGUUAAGACUUUUUGAUAAGAGAAGAAUUCCUUGAUUAAAUUAAAACGUAGUGUUUACAUACUAUUUGGAUAAAAUGACCGAAGCGGCUGGUGAGCCUUCAAGUCCAAAAAUUAAACAUGACUGGUAUCAAACAGAUGCUCAAGUAAUUGUAACAAUUUUGCUCAAGAAUGCUCCAAGCGACAAAGUGAAAGUUCAUUAUGGCAACCGAAGUGUUUCAGUAUCAAGUGCAAUUCCUAAUUCAGAGUCUGAGUACAGUCUAGAGCUGGAGCUGGCUCAUGAGAUUGUUCCUUCCAUGUGCACUCAUGUGGUAACUCCUUCGAAGAUAGAGGUAAAACUACGAAAGAAGGAAGGAAUCCGUUGGACAUUGCUUGAGGGCGAAGGAAAUGAGGAGAAAGUCAAGGCUAUACCACAAGCUGUAAUUGAUGCAUCCGGACCACAGCAGCCCCCGAAGCUAUUUAGAAAAGACUGGGAUAAAAUAGAGAAAGAUAUUAAAAAGAUGGAAGAAGAAGAAAAACCUGAAGGUGACGCAGCUUUAAAUGCUCUAUUUCAAAAAAUCUAUGGCGAAGGUUCGGAUGAAGUGCGUCGUGCGAUGAACAAAAGCUUCGUGGAGUCCGGAGGUACCGUACUGAGCACUAAUUGGAACCAAGUGUCCAAGGAGAAGGUUGAUGUGAAGCCGCCAGAUGGACUAGAGUUUAAGAAAUGGGAAAAUUAAGUUGCAAAAUAAAAAGUCGAACCAUUAUUUGCGUGGCAGUAUAAUACAGAAAAUGAAUUCUAUGUGAAGAUUAGGCAGUUACUGCUGAAGUAUACUAAGCAUCUUAAUAUUUUGAUUAUUAAUGGGUGGGUACAUCUAAGCUUUGUGUCCAACUACUCUAUGUAUAAUAAAUAUAUUGAUUAGAUUAUAAGUUUAUUAGUUAAAAAAACUAUGAAUAAGUUUUUUUUUAAUUUUUGCAUCAGUUGUUUCAAUAGCUUUGUAAUUUAUGUAUAAAAAUAUAGAAAACAUCCUAAAAAGGAUAUCUUAAAUG
Molecule: messenger RNA, 1114 nt
Organism: Parnassius mnemosyne (clouded apollo)
Lineage: Eukaryota; Metazoa; Arthropoda; Insecta; Lepidoptera; Papilionidae
Source: the annotation of a GenBank genome assembly